CGCAGAUGGUGGUUGGCAAUCUUGCUUUAUGUGCAAGCCUUCUGAUCGAAGCAUGGGCCGAUACUGUUUGCUAUGUCAGGCAACCUGUUGAUCUGACGAACAAAACGAACUGCGACGUUUUAAAUCUGGACACAUAUGCGAACGACUCCUUAUCACUUGAUUCAAGACUUUUUGAUUACAUCAGCAAGUUCAAGGUGUACGAAAAGUUUUUGUUGAGACAUACGACUUUGGAGAAGUUUACUGCCCAAAAGGAAAUAAGACUAAAACCAAAAACGUGGCUGUCUAUUACGGAAAACUCUCAUUUGUUAGAGCUUCCAAAGUUUGUAUGGGACGAUGAUGCGAAGGUUUCGAUCUAUGUAAAGGACAAUCACAAACUUGACACUACUCAACUCAGGAAAAUGCUGAAAUCGAGAAAUGUUGACGAAGCGGAUGUGCAACAUCCUUUCGCAUGCGGCAAUACAAGAAAAAGUUCUUCUCACUGCACGGUUAUUGAAGGAGCUCUUACUAUCGGAAAUGAAAACGACAUGAAUAGCCACUUGGAUAAUCUUGAAGAGGUCUAUGGACAGAUUAUUGUGCACAAUUAUGAAAAUGCAACACUACCUGCUAUGCCAAAGCUGAAAAAGUUGGAGUGGACUGAUGAAGAUUCAAAAGAGCCUGCAAUCAUGAUAUAUGAUAAUCCUCAACUGAAAAGUAUAGCGGAACUUUUCAAGUUGGACAAUAUCGUGCUUGGACCAAAAAAGAAGGCAAUUCUGAUCAAAAACAACUCCUUGCUUUGCAUCGAACAAGAAAAUGCUGAUCGUCCUUUCGUAAAAAAGUACGCCAGCAAUGUGAAAAUCUGCGCAUCUGAAGGAGCUCAUGGACUCAAUUCUCCAGAGCAAGCAGCUAUCUCUAGUAUGUCUACUACAAGGAGUAUUCUAUGCGCAGUAGCUGUUGUCACAACUAUUCUGGUAUAAGAUGCAGCGAAAACGGAAGUUUGAAGUAUCUUUUACAAUUUUCUGCAGUAUUUCCAAAGGCACUGUAGAUUACCAGGUCUAUAAUAGUGCCGAAGCUCGAGCUCGCUCGUAUCUGUAUUUUUAAG
Messenger RNA from Cylicocyclus nassatus, 1078 nucleotides. NCBI's taxonomy places the organism in Eukaryota, Metazoa, Nematoda, Chromadorea, Rhabditida, Strongylidae. The record is from the annotation of a GenBank genome assembly.